AGUGACAGCGGAUCGUGCGGAGCGGAUCGUGCAAAGGAGCUGGAGCCUCCACAGCGGGCACAGAUAGCGGUCUGAGCUCCGCACAAGGCAGCAGGGCUCCAGGGCGUCAAUCCCUCAGCGCCUUUAGACAUUAUUAACAUCUAAAAAUGACAGAAUUACAGAGAAAAACCUCCUGACAUCGCGGUCAAAUGCUUAUUCGUGGCGGAGUCGCUGAAUGACAUGGACGCAGGUGACAAUAAGGAUGUGAAGCUUUCUGCAGAAGUGGAGCCGUUUAUCCCACAGAAGAAGGGCCUGGAGGGGGUGGGCAUGAGUCUGUCCGGAGAGGCGGGGGGCAGCGGGGGCAGUGGGGUGGAGACCGCGCCCAUCCCGAGCUACCUCAUCACCUGUUACCCCUUUGUCCAGGAAAACCAACCCAACAGGCAACAUCCCAUGUACAAUGGAGGGGAGCUGCGCUGGCAGCAGCCAAACCCCAGUCCCGGUGGUCCGUACCUGGCCUACCCCAUUCUGUCGUCCCCUCAGCCUCCAGUGUCCAACGACUACACGUACUACCAGAUCAUGCCCGCCCCCUGCACCCCCAUGAUGGGCUUCUACCAGCCCUUCCCCGGGCCGUACCCUGGUCCCGUCCAGGCCGGAGUCGUGAACCCGGUGUCCACAGAUGUUGGUGACCGAACGCUGCCUCUGGGCCCAGCCUACGGACUGGCCAAUCAGAGAGGGAGGGGCCUGGUGCGUCCCGCUGUGCUCCCAAAGCAGCAGCCGGGGGCCUGUUCUCAGAGGGGCCGCAGACCCCCCACUCGCAGUGUGGCCGUGCAGAAGGAGGUCUGCACCGUGGGGCCCGACGGCAGGACCAAGACAGUGAUGCUCGUGGACGCAGCGCAGCAAACAGAUUUCCCCGGUGACUUGUCGGGCCGUUGUUCAGCCGAUCGCAUCAGUCCUUUGUCGUGGAAAAACAGAACGAAGCGAAGACGGCAGCCCCAAAGCGCAGAGAGCUACAGCGAGCCGGGCACUAGCGAGGCCGACAUCGACAGUGACAGCGGAUACUGCAGUCCCAAACACAACCAGCAGGGGGCCACGCAGCGCACCUCAGAGGCCGCCCCUGGGACUACAGGACAGGGCGUGGAGGCUGGUGUGAUGACAGGUGGGACGUGGGGGCGGAGUCUGUCCUCUCAGGGGACGCAGAAGUCUUGGGGCGACAGGAACGGGCCUUUUUUACGAGCGGACCAAAGGAAACCGGAGCAGAGGAACUUCUCACAGGAUUUCCACAGUGGUUUUCAGCAGAGGCCUCAGCCCCUCCAGACAGAGCAGAGGCUGCAGUCCGCUGUGGCCGCGGGCUCCGAGCUCACUCCAGAGCCACUGUACUUCCAGGAUGAAGACGAGUUUCCAGAUUUGGCGUCGGCAGGAGGUCGCAGUUCCAAACCAGAGCCUCCCUCAGCGCAGGCUCAAACCCCGCCCACAGCGCUCCCCAAAGCCCUGCUGGAUAAUCUGCCAGAAAACUCCCCCAUCAGCAUUGUACAAACUCCGAUCCCCAUCACCACCUCCGUCCCCAAACGCGCCAAGAGCCAGAGGAAGAAGGCGCUGGCUGCAGCCCUGGCAACCGCUCAGGAGUACUCCGAGAUCAGCAUGGAACAGAAGAAACUGCAGGAGGCUGUGACCAAAGCCACAGGGAAAAGGAGCAAAGCCCAGGUCCAGCUGGACAUGGACGACAUCCUGACCGCUCUGGCCAAACACCAACAGGCCAUGAAAGCUCGGCAGAUCACCAACACCAAACCACUGUCUUUUGCAGUUGGGACCACACUCCCUUAUCACAGCAUGAGUCUGAGCUUUGGGUCGGCCAUGUUGAAAACCCAACAGAACUGCACUCCCCACAAUCCCCUGGACUCCACUGCACCACGAGUGAAACGAGGGAAAGAAAGAGAGAUCCCCAAAGUCAAGAGGCCCACCGCUCUCAAAAAGAUCAUUUUGAAGGAGCGCGAGGGGAAGAAAGGAAAGAAACCGUCUGAACCAGAGUCUUCAGGUUUAGAGGAGCAAAGUGACGAGUGUCUGAACUUCACCGAUGACCUCACACAAGAACCUGCCUCACAAGAAGAGAGCGGUCUGAGCGUGCCCAGUGACACGUCUCUGUCUCCGGCCAGUCAGAACUCUCCGUACAGCAUCACGCCCGUGUCCCAGGGCAGCCCCGCCAGCUCGGGCAUCGGCAGCCCCAUGGCAUCCAACGCCAUCACCAAGAUCCACAGCCGCCGAUUCAGAGAAUAUUGUAAUCAGGUGCUGAGCAAAGAGAUCGACGAGAGUGUGACGUUGCUGCUGCAGGAGCUGGUUCACUUCCAGGAGCGGGUUUAUCAAAAGGACCCCACCAAGGCCAAGUCCAAGCGCCGUGUGGUCAUGGGGCUGCGCGAGGUCACUAAGCACAUGAAGCUUCAGAAGAUCAAAUGCGUCAUCAUUUCUCCAAACUGUGAAAAGAUCCAGGCCAAAGGAGGUCUGGACGAGGCUCUGUACAACGUGAUCGCUAUGGCCCGAGAGCAGGAGAUCCCGUUUGUGUUCGCUCUGGGCAGGAAGGCUCUGGGACGCUGCGUCAACAAACUGGUAGCGGUCAGCGUCGUCGGCAUCUUUAACUAUUCUGGAGCGGAGGCGCUGUUCAAUCGGCUCGUGGCGCUGACGGAGGAGGCGAGGAAGGCAUACAAAGACAUGGUGUCGGCUCUGGAGCAGGAGAAGGCCGAGGAGGCUCUGAAACAGGAGCGCGGGGAGAAGCGAGGACCUCACUUUAUGGGUCACUCCAGAAACCCAUCCGCCGCCUCCGCCAUCUCCUUCUGCUCCACCUUCUCCGAGCCCAUCUCCGAGGUCAACGAGAAGGAGUACGAGACAAACUGGAGGAACAUGGUGGAGCCUUCAGAUAAUCUGGAGCCAGCCGAGGCCGAGCCGCCACGUCCAUCGCCUCUGACCUCCGCACAGAAAGAGCCACAGGAAACGCACGCAAACACCAACAAUAACACCAACCCCCCUGCCCCCCCUGUGUCUACUGCCCCACACUCAGCACUGACUCCUGCAGACAAGGAGGAGGUUCGAGUGGACGAUCGGCUGGAGCUGGCCUCUCAGCAGAGCACAGAAACGGGGUCUCUGGACGGCAGCUGCAGGGGCCCUCUCAACUCCUCCAUCACCUCCACCACCUCCACGCUGGUGCCCGGGAUGCUCGAAGAGGCCGAGGAAGAGGAGGAGGAAGAGGAAGACUACACCCCGGAACCCAUCUCCGUGGAGGUGCCGACCAUUUCCAGCCGCAUCGAGAUCUGGCUGCAAGAAAACCUCCAGCUGGGAAAGAGCCAGGACAGUACCGAGGAAGAGGAUAAGGAAGAGGAGGAAGAGGAGGAGGAGGAGCAAGGACACAGCGACGAAGAGGAUUUGGACUCAGCUGAAGUCUCCGAGAAGGACGCGCCCGAGCAGGAGGCGAAGAAGGUCACAGGCUGAUGCUUCUAACAGUCCACAUGAACACACAGGGUUAAAAUAGACUACUUUAUACAUUUAACAGAUUUUUAAAAUAAAUUCAACAUUAAAUACAUCGCUUACCUUAUUUAUACUCUGCUCUGUGCUUAAAGCUGCGCUACGCAACUUUUCUGGCGGUGGGUCUGUCAUCUGUUCGUAUCCGUGGAGAUGUUUGCCUGAAAUGUUCCACAGUAUAACCUAAAACUUUAAAAGUGUUUUUAUGGCUAAAAAUCAAUAUGCAUUCUUACUGUGAUGCUCUCCUCUCCAUAGAUCUGACUCGGUGCUGUUACCUGCUUGUCUCUAUGGAAAUAUUAUUGAACAUUCCAAACAAAGAAAUAACAUCUCCAUGGAGACAAGCAGUUGGCAAACCUUCCACUGGAAAAGCUGCGUAGUGUAGCUUUAACGAUCUUGGCAAGUGUCUUAAAGUGCUUUAGAUGAAGUCCGUCGUGACUGAGGAGUCUGCCGCAGCUUCCCUGGGGCGGACUGACACAGGCGUGGCUGCCAUUCUGCGGCAACAGCCUCUCGGACCACCGACCAAAGUCACACAGACUGUAUUUAAAAAGAUACGGAAUGAGCGUGUCGACUUUGAGAUCUCGCAUUAAAAACAUAAAAAUAUAUAUAUAUAUACAGAGAGGUGGUUUUUAAGUGUCUUGCUCAAGGGCACCGCAGCAGAGGAAUUUGCUGAUAGCGGGAGUCGAACCAACAACCUUAUUUUUUGUUUUACUCAAGUCUUACUAUGAAUAACAACAAGCGCUUGCUCAGUUCUAGAAAAAGAGGAACAAACACUUAACAGUAACACUUAAUAACUACAACUAAUGUUAAUAAAGCAUGAACAAGGAGUUAAUUCACACUGAACAAAUGGUUUAUAAAGAACUGUUCAGGCAUAGAUACUAUUUCAUUAAAAACCUUGCUCAUUGUGAAUUUAAGGCAUUGUACCUGAUUUUUUUCCAAUAUAUUUGAGAUAAACAUGUCCCAGAGCAGAUGUAUUCUAUAAAAGAAACCACUUUACUGUCUGAUAAGAGGAAGUGCACGUUAGCAUGAUAGUUGUUUUUAGCGUUACCCUCAUGAAUACAUAAGGUAAGCGACGAAUAACUUCAGACCACACUCCAAACUGUUUAAAAUGAACUAGUUUUUCACGUUUUUAAGCGGUAAAAAACAGGUACAGCACCGUUAAAUCUAUCUUCAUGCUUUAUUAAUUAAGAUGUAGUUAUUAUGACGUGUAACUGAAUAAACAUUUGUAUCUUUCGUGCACUUUUUGUGUACAAUCCAUAGACUAUAUGUAUAAGUGGACAUAGCUAACCUGCUAGCCGCCGCGUUUAAGUGCGCAUCGGCUCCAUUGACUUGAAAAACUGUGUCCUCUCUCUGUACCUGCUGCUGUCAGACUCAUCAUUUUGGUCUUAAAUGUUCGUAUUAGCCUGUUCUACAUGAUCCUGGGGUUUUUAUUUCCCUACUUUGUGCGUAAAUCAAAAUAUGAACAUUAAUAACAGACAAAUCUGACGUCUUCUUUCCCCGAGGUUGCUCCCGCUAGCGUUAGCAACAAGUUUGAUUGACAACGUUGCUAUGCGCCCCCUCCCUGCUAAACCAGUGGUGCAGUAAGGGGCGUUACCUUCAACAGCCUCGCUCCUGAUUGGCUCUUUGGGAUUCUGACUGCGAGUAUCGUAGCAACCAAAUAUGUAACUCGGCUCCAAAUUAGCCGCUAUCACUGCUAGCAUCGCUGAGCUUCAUUUGACUGGAGCCGUCACUUCGUCCACUUCUUUGUACAGUCUAUGGUCCAAUAUAAACCGUUUUAUGACGUCAGAUUUGAACCUUCAUCCUCGCUGUGUGUUCAUGUGGACUCCGCCUCCGUCUCUCACCUCUCUCACUGGAACCAGCGUUUUUUUUUUUUCCUCCUUUCAUCUCUCACCUAAACUCAGGUAUCAACAGCCUCCUACCAACACCAGUAAAAGUCGACCACCUGUCCGAAUGCCUCGCUGCACUGACCGUUCGUGUAGUGUUCAAAAUGGGCCUGCGACACUUGAAUUCUGAGCUUUUUCUACUCUGAAAAUGAACUCUCCGUGAGGCAGACGUGUGUUAGGACAAGAUAUUUUGGCAUCUACGAUAUAACCUGUGUUUUAAUGAAGAUUUGGAGGAGAAUUUGAGGCGGACUGGACUCACUGAGACCGUUUACAGCUCUGCGAUAUCCGUGCUAAGUUAAGCUAACGUCGCGGGCGCAUACAUAGUUUCUUGCGUUUUUUUUGGUUUUUUUUUUGUUUUUUUGCUGUGAUUAUGAGCUUUAUAUUGUACAGAUAAUGUGUUUGUGCGUGUUGAUUUCUGACUUCUGGCUUCAUGAAGGAAAGAUGCUCAAGUUUAACCAAAUCCGCAUUGGAUUGUUUUGAAGUUUUAUUGAGAAAUUAAAAUCAAAGACUGAAUAAAAAUGGAUGGAGUGACGUUUGAGCCCUGACAGUGUAAGGGCUCGGAUUAAAAACAUGGAAUAUAACUAUAAUGGUCUGUGUAAAUGGUAUGUGUCAUCAAUAUAACUUUAUUUAAACCCUGCCGUUACAAUCUACCACUCAUAAAACAGAAUAGCAAAGAUAUUUUUACGCGUUUUAUUACAUUGGAAAUGUCAAAUUUACUGUGUAUUCUCAUCAAAAUCACACCUGGAAUUGUGUUCAGGUUGAUUUAGUUAUUAUUUUUUAUGAGGUCCUCUUGCUCUGAGCCUCUGAAAUCAUCUCUCCAUUUGGAUUUUCCAGGAUUGUUGCAUCAAAGAUAAAAAUACAAAGGUCUCUUGAACGUGUAUCUUCACCAGUUUUAGAUAAUUUAAGAUCUCAGACUGCAACUUUCAGUACAAAUUCAACACUGAAGUGAACAAAUAUUUAGAGUCUUUUUUUAUUGGAAUCCAUUUGCAAACCAAUCGUUGUAAAUUUUAAUCAAAUUUUUCAUAUUUUUUAGGUACAAGAACAACAAAAGGAAGCGACUCUGAACUUCUCAAUUAAACGCAGCAUAUCAGAUCAUUAAAAUAUAUUUGUUUUUGUUUUUUAUGGAGGCAUUAAAGAUUUGGAUUAGCAAGUUAGCAAGACGCACAUUUUAAACACAUCCAGGCGCGUUAGCGUUUGAGAGAAGACAAAAUGAGCUGCUAAGCUAAUUGCUGGGUUACACACGACGUCACAAUGUUCUAUAAAACAAUGUGUAAAACUGAUGAGGACAGCUUGAAUUUAUACUGUUAAAAUGCAGAUUUUUGUUGUAAAACAGUUCUUGGGUUUAAUCGAUAACAGAAAUGAUCAGAUUCAACAUUUGUGAAUUCACUCAAUGGGAAAAAUCUGGCUCUUGCGCCCUCAUCUGGGAAAAAGACAUCACAUUCACAAAAAUUGGGUCGAAACAGUCAGUUUGGCGUAAUAUGGGAUGUUUACGUUUUUGUUAAUCGUGAUCAUUCAAAUGCCAUUUCUCUUUGGCUCGUGUUCUCGUCACUCUGUCCAGUUCUUAUUCAGUCUUUGGCCCAUUAUUGACCUGUCAGAGUUGUAUCUGUCACUUAACCACUAUCUGUCUGCCUUGGGUGUUUUCAUGUGAUCUGUAUGAAUCUGCUAAAAGGAGCGGGACGAGCAGCAGUGUAAAUAGCCCAUUCGCGUGGCUCUGUCAUGUCGACCGGCUCAUGUUGUGUAAAAACAUUCAGGAUUUGGUCAAACCGCCUCCACUUUAAACUCUAUAUCUUUGUACUUUUAAAAAACGCAGCCCUAUUCCGAGUCACUCCUAAAGCGACGCUGCCAUUGUACUUUUUGUACUUACUACCUAUUGUAAAGGUGCGCUGUGGGACUUUUCUGAUGGACACUGCUCGUUUCCAUAGAGGUUUUAUUGCUUUGUCUGGAAUGUUCCACAGUAUGAGAUUCAUCCGUUUCCAUGGGAUAUGUAGGCUAUGACGCCAGGCGAAGUUACAGGUCAUAUCUGUGGAGAUUUGGUUCCCCGUUUACAGUGAGAAUGUGUGAUCUUUAAUAUGUGUUGGGAGGAAAUAAACGGACCUGUACGGAAAUAAAUGUUCCAUCCAUCUUCCUCCAGCGUCAGCAGGGGGCAGCGGUCUAAGCAGGGACUUCCCACACCCCAGACGCUUCCUACAGCUCCUCCAGGGUGACCUCUAGACGUUCCCUAAAGACAUAGUUCCUUCAGCGUGUCGUGGGUCAGGAGCAUCUGGAACCACCCCAGCUGCUUCUCUCCACGUGGAGCUCCUCCCCCCUCUCUCUUAAGCUCCUCCCCCUCCGCCAUCUUGUCUUUUCGGUCAUUACCAAGAGCUCAUGGCCAUAGAUUAAAAUAAAUGCUAGAUAAGUUUAAUGCCAUACUUUGGAACAUUCCCAAGAAACAAGCAGGUGUUGGACCCUCCACCACAAAAGUAUCACAAUGCACCUUUAAAGAAGUGACUAAGGAUUAUAUUGUACAUGUGUUUGCAGCAAUGGGAUUUAUUUUUUUUAAACUGGAGAAAACAUUUGGACGUUUUGAUUCAUAAAUAAAUUCUACAAAAACAGAGGCACUGAGGGCACAGGCUGGUGUAUCCAUAACAAUUUCCGAUAAUAUAAUACAACAACCAUCUAUCCGUUUUGCUCUGUAUAGGCCGUUAAAGUUCUAUUGUGUACCUUUACUGACCUCUUGUGGCUGAAAGCAAAAUUACCCCGUCUAAUAAUGAGACAAUUCUAUAAAACAUUUGAAUUUAAGAGCGCACACUAUGUCUGUUUACUUAAAAAUAUGUAUUGAAGGCCGGGUUGUGGGGUCAGCAGUCUAAGCAGGGACUUCCCUCACCCCAGACACUUCCUCCAGCCCCUCCGGUGGGACCCCAAGGCGUUCCAAGCCCUUUUACUUAAAUUAUAGUUCCCUCAGUUGCUAAAACAAAAUAAAAAAAUCACUCCCAGCAAACACACAGCUGUCUACACCCAAACUAACAUGAAAACACUGUAAAUAAACAUGUAAAAAAUAAAAAAAAUAGUUGUAUUAAAACAAAGCAAUCACAUUUUUAAAGAAGCCGUUUGAUAGAUUUUAACAUUUUGAGUUUGAAUGGGAUGUACUAAAGGCAUUUUGCAUAGUGACUUAUGUACAGAAGCACAUGCAGUAUCGGGGCUGCUGUUGGCCUGCAGUAGGGGGCGCUAUCGCAGUAUUUGUAUGUAAAGAAUAGGUACGCCGUGGCCCGCCUUCGUCACCUCCAUCAAAGUGUUGCGUAUGUUUUUGCACUAUGUGAAUACAGUCCUGGUUUAGGUCUUGUUGUAACUAAUGUGAAAAAAACAAACUAAAAAAAUGGUUCCGUAGGCCUGUCAUGACACACUUGGAAAUGGAUUUAUGCCACGAAAACUGUUCUAAAUCUGCAAUAUUGUUAAAAAACCACGAGCUGUGAGAAAUAAACCGCAGAAUGAAACACUUUAGUACUGAGUUUGUGUCUGUAAUGAGUCAUAAAUGUUAUUAAUUCAAACUUUUAUGGCUUGAAUCUGAUCAUAAAGCCAAAAAACAACCCAAAAAUAAUCCAUCUUUCACUUACUGAAUGAUGAGGUGAUAGAGUGAUGACUGUGACAGGCCUACGGUUCACUGAAGUAAUUUUCCAGCGUGAUUCUCGUCUUUAUAAAUAUUUAAAACUGUCUUACAAACUCUACAUCGCUCUAGCAACAUUGUUAAAAGCUGUUUGUUCAUAAUCUUGUAUUCACUCUAUGACUGAUGAUUAACGUCAUUAAAAUGUUGUUUAAGUAAAA
Periophthalmus magnuspinnatus is the source of this 9161-nucleotide messenger RNA. RefSeq names its product SECIS binding protein 2-like (gene secisbp2l). Bases 220 to 3453 code for a protein of 1077 amino acids. The transcript has 17 exons. Gene Ontology annotation, cellular component: ribonucleoprotein complex. The record is from RefSeq and is a predicted model, not a curated record. NCBI's taxonomy places the organism in Eukaryota, Metazoa, Chordata, Actinopteri, Gobiiformes, Gobiidae. Gene Ontology annotation, molecular function: ribonucleoprotein complex binding; mRNA 3'-UTR binding; selenocysteine insertion sequence binding. Gene Ontology annotation, biological process: selenocysteine incorporation.